Molecule: messenger RNA, 1254 nt
Organism: Penicillium olsonii
Lineage: Eukaryota; Fungi; Ascomycota; Eurotiomycetes; Eurotiales; Aspergillaceae
Source: the annotation of a GenBank genome assembly
AUGGAACACCCCAGGAAUGGACAUUAUGAGCCCCGAGAGCCCGAAAAGGAGCCAGACGAAAAGGUCUGCGAGGGGCCAGAACCAGAGUUGUCUAUGCAAGAGCUCGAAAAUUUACAGGCAAGAUCCAAGAAAGCCAGGGACAUCCGGGAAGCUUGUAUGUCUCAGGAUGUGGAAGAGUUGAUUCGUCAUGCAACAUCGGAAGGGGGAUUGUUGGAAGAUGAGCUGCGACAGAUUGCAUGGCCUACUUUGUUACAAUGUGACGCGAAAUUUCAAACAUUCGAUACGUCCCAUAGCCAGGAGCUUCCGCGCCACGCUGAGGAAGACCAGGUUGAACUUGACGUAAACCGAUCUUUUGUCUACUACCCUCAAAAUGCCCCCUUUGAGGAGUUGCAAACGCGAAAAAAGGAAUUGUCCAAACUGAUAACCAAUGUGCUCCGAGAAUUUCCUAUGCUAUGCUACUUCCAAGGCUACCAUGACAUAGUACAAGUUCUUUUGUUGGUCUUGGGGGAAAAGAAAGCCUUGCCAGCAGUCGCGCAGAUAUCGCUCUUUCGCAUAAGAGACUAUAUGUUGCCCUCACUUUCGCCAGCGAUAAAGCAUCUGCACCUGAUCCCGGCGAUCAUCGAAACCACAGACCCUGAGUUGAGGCACCAUCUUGGCAAUAUCCAGCCAUUCUUUGCACUUGCAGCUACCCUGACCCUAUAUGCCCACGACAUUCAAGAAUACAGCAAUAUCGCCAGGCUUUUUGACUUCCUUCUAGCUCAAGAACCAGUGGUGGCAAUUUACCUCUUUGCCGCAAUGAUUCUAUCGAGAAAGAAGGAGCUGCUGGAAAUUCCCGAAGAUGAGCCUGAGAUGCUUCAUUUCACGCUUUCCAAACUCCCAAAUCCGCUUGAUUUGGAUAGCCAUAUUCUUCGAGCGACACAGUUAUUCAAGGAUCACCCGCCGGAGUCGUUACCGCUUCGAGCCUGGAAACGUAUUCCUUGGUGCAGUGUGUUAAAAACCUCGCGUGAGCGGCAUCACGGUACUACUGUUGCGGAUGCGGUAUACCUUUUCAACAAACAAUCCCAGCAGAUCCGCAAUGAGGAGCGCAAGGAACAAGCUCUCGGUUUCUUGUGGAAGCAUCGUCGCUCCGUGGGAUCCAUUGCGCUGGCCAUAUUGGUGGGGACAGCAUCUUUCUAUAUCCGCAGAAAAGGACUCGACACCUCUAUCUGGUCCUAUGUCGGCCGAAUUCAAAAAGCACUGCAAAGCUGGCGAUGA